This is a messenger RNA of Eucalyptus grandis, 1684 nucleotides long. RefSeq names its product glutamic acid-rich protein-like. The coding region runs from base 1133 to 1528 and encodes 131 amino acids. The transcript has 2 exons. Lineage: Eukaryota; Viridiplantae; Streptophyta; Magnoliopsida; Myrtales; Myrtaceae. The record is from RefSeq and is a predicted model, not a curated record.
AAAUGGAAAUUAACCGCUAAUUUAAGUCUGAUUUCAGAAAUUGAAGAUUUUGUCAUGUUACAAUAAAUUCUGGAAUCCACGACUCAGUCUCAGAAGAUUUUUCUGACAAUUGAGACUUUUUGGGAACCAGUCGGUUUAGGACCAUUUUUGUUUAAGCAAGGCCAAUGAUUGUUUUUGAUUGCAAAAUUGUGAAGCAUGAUGGAUGUAUGGGUGAGGAAAAAUGCCGAGAUGAUUGAGGGAUGGCCAAUUGAAUUUUUUAUGGUCAAUUGUGAUUGAAUCAAGAGAGUAUAAGAGUCCAAUUAGAGGAAAGGACUUGCAAAUUCGUGUGCCCCCUCUUCCCUAGCAUUUUGGACCGUUUUACAUGUCCAAGGAGGCAUGGGUGACCCGUUGUGAGCCAAGGGAUGAUACUUGGCCUAGGUUGAUUCUUGGGGAUAUUUUAUUGGAAAAUAAGGCCAUAUAGACUCCAUACUCUCACUCAUCUCUAUCAUCUCCCUCACUUUCUCUCACUCCACCGUCCACUCUACCCUCUCCCUCCUCCAAGCCGUGCGACCAGCCAAUAGGGAAGAAGAGCCACAGCCGCCAUGCCUGGAUGCUAGAUCGCCACCCCACCGUCACCGGUUUGCGAGCCACCGCUCGCACGCCACUCUGCCGCACGCUGUUGCCCCCUUGGCCGCUUCCGUCUCGUCCAGCAACUCUGUUUCUGGUCUAUGGAAGCUCAACCGGAGCUGCCUUUCGCCGUUUCUUUGCCGGUAAAGCUGCGCUAAGGCCCGGUUUGGUCUAUUCUUUCAUUCCCGAGCAAGUUCCGCCUAAACCGAGUGAUUUUUCUUCAAUUUCCAAUCAAGAGCAGCAAGUUUCAGAGUGGGUUUCCAGCCACCUCUUUGGCCCAUUUUGAAGUGCUUGUGGGCCUCGGUUCCUAGGCCUGCUUUGGAAGAAAGUAUUCCCCGUGCCGUUCCCAUCGGUUUGAUCCAACUCGCGUGUUAUUCCAGCCCGUAGAUGGCAACGCCUCCACCUCCGCAUCCUCCUAUGCAUUAUGGCAUUCCUGAAGCGAAUGCCGAAGUUGCGUACCACUUCCUGAUAGACCCCCACCCCAAAGGAUUAGAGUAUGUGUUGAUAGAGUCCAAGAUUUGGGUUGAUGUGGGUAGAGAUGACUUGGUGCCCCACGAGUAUCAAUCAUGGUAUCACCACUACCAUGAUGGGCGAAGAGAGUCCCAUUCUGGAAGGUGAUGUGCCUUUGUACGUCCUAGAGGCAGCAUUCGGACUGGGGACAGAAGACCCUAAGGAUGGGUCGGAAAUGAAUGCCAAGGAUCCCAAGCUUGAGGGCGAUGCUAAGUCACCAGUUUACUCAGCCGGGGGUGCUAACUGGAGUGAUGUAGAAGAAGGGGAGAUUGUCGAGCAGGAAGAGCUAGAGAAGGAGGAGCCAGAGGAGGAAGAAUCGGAAGAGGACGAAGAGCUUGAAGAGAAUGAGAUUGAUUUAGAAGAAUCAGAGGAUGAUCAGGAUGAUCUUGAGUACGACUCGGAUGAGGACUGAGAUCCCAUCCCGUUUUGUGUGAACCUUAUGUUCAUGUAGAUAGGUGUGAGAUCAUACCUUUGUGAAUAGUAUGGUAAAAUACUAUGGGUUGUGCUAUGUAUAAAAGUAAGGUUGUGAAUUUCAUUAUGAAAAAUAUGGCCCUACUUUUCUAUCUAA